This is a messenger RNA of Pyricularia grisea, 1579 nucleotides long. RefSeq lists its product as uncharacterized. NCBI's taxonomy places the organism in Eukaryota, Fungi, Ascomycota, Sordariomycetes, Magnaporthales, Pyriculariaceae. The transcript has 2 exons. Gene Ontology annotation, molecular function: catalytic activity. The record is from RefSeq and is a predicted model, not a curated record. The coding region runs from base 206 to 1243 and encodes 345 amino acids.
GCCGGAUCUCGUUGCGGCUUCGCAAAUUUGCUAGCCGAUAUAUGUCGAUAAUUGCCUGGUUCGGGAUUUGGACGAUGUGGAUGCUUGGCGGCCUAUAAAAUCCCCGCGUCUAACUCCAGCAGCUGUUCGUCCCAUUGCUCCUCUGUUGUGACAAUCAUCCAAAACUGUUUUCACUUUAGCGCACAAUAGCAAAAAAAAAAUAAACAUGUCAACAAAAUUAGAGACCAAGACCCUGCGCCUAGGGACUGCAUCUCCCUCGCCGGCGGCGACAACAGCCGAGACGCUCCUGGUGGUCGACCAAGUGGCGACCCGUGCAGCUGAUCAAAAAAUUGAUCUCCUGCUCCUCCCAGAGGCGUUCCUCGGCGGCUACCCGCGUGGCACGUCGUUCGGGAGCGUUAUCGGAAGUCGCUCGGACGAGGGUCGUGAGGAGUUCCGCCAGUACUUUCGCGGUGCUGUCGAUCUCGGCGAUGUUGUCGGCGAGGGCGGUGCCGGUGCCGGAGCCAAGUGGGUGAGGCGGGAGCUCGAUGGGGAGGGUGAUGCCAAGACCCGUGGCGAUGGUACGAGGGAGAAGCUCGAAGAGAUUGCUCGGAAGACCGGCGUCUUUGUUGUCGUCGGGCUGAUUGAGAGAGCCGGAGGCAGUCUCUACUGCGCCGUCGUCUACGUCUGCCCCAGCUUGGGUAUUAUUGGGAAGAGAAGGAAGGUUAUGCCGACUGGCAGUGAGCGCCUAGUAUGGGCCCAAGGGUCUCCUGCCACCCUCCGAGCAGUGACCACGACCAUCCGCGGCGUCCGCCUCAACCUGGCAGCCGCCAUCUGCUGGGAGAGCUACAUGCCCAUGCUCCGGCAGGCGCUUUACCAGCAAAACAUCAACCUCUACCUCGCCCCAACGGCCGACGGCCGCGAUACGUGGCUGUCCCUGAUGCGCACUAUCGGGUGCGAGGGGCGGUGCUUCGUCGUUAGCUCCAACAUGUGCGUGCCGCCCAAGGGGAUUGAAACCGCGAGCGGGGUUGAGGUCUCAACCACGGAGCCCUUUGUCUCCCGCGGCGGGUCGUGCAUCACCGGACCCAUGGGCGCCGUCCUCGCUGGACCACAGUGGGAAAACAACCAGGAUAUCAUCUACGCCGACGUCAACUUUGAGGACUGCAUCAGGGGGAGGCUGGACCUGGAUGCUGCGGGGAGCUACUCGAGGAACGACUCGUUUAAGUUUUCUGUCGAGGGGCUGGACAUGAGUCCGUUGCCUUAUUAAUUGGUUAGAUGUAACAAUCAAUGAUACGGCGUGGAGGGAUAUUAGGGGUAGUUUAUGAUGUUAAACAUCUAUGAUCACACAUGAAAGCGAGAGGGAGGCAUCUAACUGGACACUUUGGCAUAUAAUUUAGGAAUAGCCUGGGAAGGCUGAGGAUCCUGAAGACCAGAUAAUGUUUGCCGAGUACCUACCUAGACCUAGCUGCAUGUAGUCAAUGUCGAUUGAAGGGUUUAACCAAGUUAGGGUGGAAGUUGAGUGAAUUCCCAGAAACUGUCUCGGGGAUGAGAAUAGGUGCGUAUUGUUUGCAGUGAGGACCAAACGGGAAGUUCAUGUAGUAGA